Molecule: messenger RNA, 3301 nt
Organism: Acinonyx jubatus (cheetah)
Lineage: Eukaryota; Metazoa; Chordata; Mammalia; Carnivora; Felidae
Product: translation initiation factor IF-2-like
Exons: 3
Coding region: 1-1488 (495 amino acids)
Source: RefSeq, a predicted model, not a curated record
AUGGCAGCCCGAUCUAAUUACAGGAGUGAUCAGGGCCAGAGGCUGGGGGUGGGGUGGGGUGGGGUGGGGUGGGGUGGGGUGGGGGUAGGGCUGGGGAGGGUUCGGGGCGCCGCAGAGUCAGCCAAGUGGCCACCGAGGGGCCGCUCCCCACCGCGACGGGCCUCGCCGCCCCCCUUCCGCGCGCGCGCACGCACACACAGACACACACACACACACACACUCACUCACACACGCACGCACUCACUCACUCACACUCACGCCGCGCUCCGCCGCCGCCUCACCUCUCGCUCCGCCCGGCCGGCCCCUUCCCUGCCCCCUGCGGGACCGGCCUGCUCGCAGCGCUGGAACCACGUAGGAGGCGGCGGCGGCGGCCGCGGGAGUGGCGGAGUCUCCGGCCCGGCCCAGAGUGAGCGAGCAGCGGGGCUCCAGGGCGCAUCCCAGUCCCCGCAGCGCCUCCUCCGCCGCCGCCGCCUCCUCCUUCCCCUCCUCCUGGCUUCAUUCACCCUCCCAGCAGCCGCGCAGCCGCUCACUCCCGGCGCCGGCGGGGCAGCGCCCGCCGCCGCUCCUCCGCUCCUGCCGCGCGGGCGCUGGCGGGGGCGCCGGCUCCGGGCUGGGGCGCUCGCGGGCUCGCGGCUCCGGGCGGCGGCCGCCGCACAUGAUCAGGAAGCGGCCGCACCAACAGGGCGGCGGUGGCGGCGGCGGCGGCGGCGGCAGCAGGGCCGCCGCCGCCACUCCAGCCGCGCGCCCGGCACCCGCGCGUCGGCUUCCCCCCCGCGCCCACCCCUCCGCGCCCCCCGCGCUCCCACCGCCCGGCGCCCGGCCGCGCGCAGAGUCCCGGCCCGUAGUCGCGCACCCGGCGAGGCCAGCCUCCGCCAGGGAGACCCCCCGCCCCGGGCUCCGAGGCCCGGGCGGCCACCCGCGGCGGGGGAGGGGGGAGCCCAACCCUCCUGCAGACCCACUCGCUCCGCCGCCCUCCGAGGGGAGAGGGCUGGGAAGGGUGCGGCGGGAGAGGAGGGCAGCGCGACCCCCGGCCGCCGCCGCCGCCGCCGCCGCCUACCCCUACGCCACCUCGAGGGAGGGGGACACGGUUCUCCGCACUCGCGGCCGGACCAGCAGCCGCCGGAGCGGGGCGCCGCCGCCGCUCUCCCCGCCCGCGCCCGCGCCCGCACCCCCAACCCGGGCGCGCCCCCUCGCCUGGCGGGCGCCCACCGGCCCGGCAGCCCCCUGCCGUCAGUCCCUGCGCCCCGAGCGGGGGUGUCGGCCCGGGAGGCUGGAGCGGGAGAAGGUUGUAUGUACACGUACACACACACACACACCACAACACAACACGACGCGUCGAUUUCCCUUCGCUCCUCUUCCAGCUGUUUUCUGUGCCGGCGACUGGGGUUUGGGGUUUGUUUGCUGGUUGUUGCUUUUGCCCCUCUCGGGAGAGCAGCGGCGCGCCGGGAAUCGUCCAAGAGGACUAACUCGGAUCGCCAUGCACGUUAGCCCUCCAAGCCGGUUUCGUUCCGGAACCAGGACCACGGGGCUGCGGGGAUUGCCUCGGCGUGCAACUCAGGAAAGUUUGACGAGUCCCCUCCCCCGCCUGUGCACCGUCACCUUCCCUGCCAGGGAAAGCGGGUGCCCUCCCUGCCACCCCCUUCCCCCCCCACCCCGCCACCUCCUUUUCGUGUUCUGCAGGUCUGCAAAUCUGCCCUGGGUACUGGAGUACCCAGCUCCCGCCUUGGAAGACGACCCGCGCGCUCCACUCGCAGCUAAUUCGGGAUCAUUAAUUUAAUCGGAAAUGAGGUAACCAGUGCAGGAGAUACAGAAAGCAAACCGAGCAUCAAAUGGCAGUUCUGGUGAAUCCACGCUGAAGAACUUCCUCUGCGCUCAAUUUUCAAGCGCGGUUCUCAACUGCCCACCACCCCGCCCCCUCCGCGUGUACCACCGCUGGGUGCUAGCAUCCCGGGGAGGAAAUCUUAUGUGGAAGGGUGCACCUUGCCAACAGGUGUGGCACCUGGAGGAAGAGAAGGCACAUCCAUGCGGAAGGGAGCUCGGUGCGGCGUUCUCCCUGCUGCAGAUAAUUCUGGAAGACCAGUAGGUGUCGGGGCAGCAUUUGACCUCUUUCAGGUGCUUAGAACCAAGUGUCUAGAAACACGAUCUUUCCACGUAAGUUUCUCUCUGCAAGCCACCACUGUUGACUGUAAGCUGUAUCUGAGAAACCUUUGGCUGAGUUUGCUUAUGACCUAACGGUUAGUCACCAACCGAAGCAGGGUACAGAAUCACCCAGAGAAAUGUGUCAGCUUUGAAACAACUGUAUUGUAGAGCCAACGUGCUCCAGAAAUAAAAAUAAGCCUGCUAACAACUAGGAAGGUGUGGAGCCCCGGAAAUCAUUUUUUUCUCGCAUUUUGAAAUAUCAUGCACAUAUACGUGGCUAUUUAAAUAAGACUACUGUUCACUCUUACUCGUUUCUACAACUUUUUCUUUUUCUUUUUUUUUUCCAUUUAAAAAGAAAUGCUUGUUACAGUUUAAACCCCAGGUUGGUCUAAAGUGACAUUGUUGGUCUCAUUACAGCCUCUAGUGGACAGUUAAAAUCAGUUUCCUGAAAAGGCUCUUCCUGGUGUUUUGUUGUUGACAAGCAUUGUCAAGGUGAAGGCUAAUAUCUCAGAAUGUAAGUGGGGAGUAGCUCCUCCCUCCCCCUGCUUGGCCGAGUGGGUUCCUGAAAGGAUCAGAAGCAGUUGGUUCAGCACCCAAGAGACGUAUGCUUUGUGCUGCAGGUAUAUAAUUAUUACUGGCCUGCGAAUAAACAGAGAGCUUCUGCUCCUCGUUUCUGUUUGAGACAGCUUUCAUAAAAACUAACUUCAUCUAAAAUAUUUUUGUAACAGAAAAUAUUGGUUGCCAUGUUUUUGGCUUAGCCGAGGUGUUUUUAUUCUGACUGCCCAAUCCACCUCCAGUCUAUUUUUAGACAUCUUCCAUUGAGAGUAUAUUCAGCCAAAAACAGCUAAUAUUUUAAUUAUUACAUUGACACAGGCAGUUAAUUUAAGUUAUUUUAACAACCUUAAAUUAAAACACAUAACUCAGAUUAGAGUUAGUCAAUUAAUUUAAAUGUUCCCUUAAGGAGGCUAAAUAUGUAUAUUACCCAAACAGUAAAGACAAUUAAUAAGAAAUGUGUCAUUUCCUUUCUUAGCCAUUAAGAUUAAAGCCAUAAACUGCCAUGAAAGUCUGUAACUGUUCCUUCCUGCGAGGUCUCGCUUAAAUGGUAUUCUCGCGAUACAGUUUCAUUACCUUUAGUGUUGAAACGUUUUCUUUUCAGACAGCC